Talaromyces proteolyticus is the source of this 720-nucleotide messenger RNA. RefSeq lists its product as uncharacterized. The transcript has 2 exons. Bases 1 to 720 code for a protein of 239 amino acids. The record is from RefSeq and is a predicted model, not a curated record. Lineage: Eukaryota; Fungi; Ascomycota; Eurotiomycetes; Eurotiales; Trichocomaceae.
AUGAGAGAUCUACAUUCCUUACCAUCUGGGUGGCGGCCAGACCAUGCCACACGCAACAACGGCCCUGAUUACUUGGCUCAUGAACGAUACAAACUCCGUGAACUGGCCGAGGGAUGGCCAAUGUAUCGUGAUGCUUGCGAGUGGGAGAACUUAGAAUCGAUCUUCCAUCCGGAUGCCUACAUUUACACGACUUGGACUGGACGGAUGUACUAUCGAGACUUUAUUACUGCAUCGCAGAAGGGCAUGGACAACGGUGCAUUCAUUAUGCACCGAGUCCAUGGUUCAACUACAGAUAUUGAACCAACCGCAAACAGGGCAGUCACGAAAAUGAAGGCAACCAUAACGCAACGAUUCACGCUUGAUGGGUGCGAAGUAGAUGCCGAAUCUGAUUGUCGAUUUUGUUUCUUUUGGGAAAAGAAUAAGAAUGCGCAUGAAGGUGAAGGUGAAUGGCGAGCCCGGUAUGUCCGACAUUGGUACGAGAAGGACAAACUGAUUCCGGUGGACCCGAGGAAGAUCCCGAAUAUUGACGACGAAAAGCUGGAAAAAUUCCCCUGUGGGUAUCGAUAUUUGGCUUAUUGCCAGGAGGCGACCAUGGGGGUUAAGGUAUUGUUAGACAUGCCUGGUCAUCGUAGAGAGGGGCAUAAUAUCAAUGGGCAGAAGCAUGAUCUUCUAUAUUGGCUAUGUAAGCAGUGGUUGGAUGGGCAAAACGUCGACGUUUGA